AUGCCGACGACCAUGCAAAUGCAAUCUAUCUCGGGCAUCAUCACUCAAGUGAGGAAUACAACGGGUGAAGUACCACCUCCGUUGGUGGGAGCGUCAGUGACGGUAGUAGGGGAUCGAGUCUUUGUAUUUGCUGGACGACUUGUCACCUCACGAAAAAUGACCAACCACAUGUACGUAUUGGACAUUGGCGACUUGACUUGGACACGACACAUUCCACCACCUGACUCGGAUAAACCGCCCAAGGCUCGCUAUUUCCAUUCUGCAAGUGUGCACAACAAUUCGAUUGUCGUCUUUGGUGGCAUGGGAUAUUCGCGUGUUUCUGGUGAUGGAUUAUGUGUAUUGGAUGACAUCUCGAUCUUCGAUAUUGACACAAUGUCGUGGCGUCGCCCUGAGAUUAAGCCUUCACUAUUCGCUCCACGUCCACGCUAUGCUCAUUUGGCAUGUAUCGCUGAAGAUAAUAAGCUCAUCAUUAUUGGUGGUCAGGAUAUGAACAACAAUUAUCUCGGCGAAAUCAACAUUCUCGACCUUGAUACUUGGGAAUGGGUGCAAGUCAAAGAGCUCGACAAACAUGUAGGCGCUUAUCGUUCAAUUGCCAUCACAACUCCACCAGGCACUCGUUUACCAGCUGUACUCAACAUGAAUGAUCAACAACAACAUCAUCAUCAGCAACAAGGAUUGGAUGCAAUGGAUAAUAAGGAGGCUUCUUCUACUCAGCAACAACGUCGAGCAUCCAUGGUACGGCAAUAUGGCCAAUUGUUGCAGAAUACACAAGAACCUACGCCAAUCUAUUUGUACACCAACUACAACUUUGCAGACGUCAAACGUGAAUUGCAAUUGAUAUUUUCACCUUCGUCACCUUCGUCGACGAUCGAGGAUUGUUCGUCCUAUAUGACAGGUUCAGUGAUGCCACCAGGGUUGCGUUUCCCAACAGGACACACAUUGGGUCAUCAUCUCGUACUUGCUGGCACCUAUUUAUCUCCUCAGAGCCAUGCUUAUACCAUUUGGGCCCUCAAUCUUGGCACAUUGACUUGGUCACGCAUCGAGACAGGAUCUGUGUUUGGUACUGGAUCAUGGAACAAGGGUGUUUUGCAUGCUGAUAGCAAUCGCUUGUUGGUAUUUGGUCAUCGAUCUCGCAACCUACUCGAGGAUUACAAUCAUCGACAAGUCAACUUUGAUCACGUGGCUACGGUUGAUUUGGAAGCAUUUGGUGUAUACAAUUUGCCCAAGCCUACUUGCUCUUCACUUGCACAAGAAAUGGGCUUGUCAUUACUCAAUGAACCAUCCGUAUCGGAUUUCCGCAUCAUCACGCGUGAACGCCAAUCGAUUGCUGUUAAUUCGGCAGUGUUAUCACAACGAUGGCCCUAUUUCGCUGAAUUGAUGAAGACGAAUCGCGACAUUACCACCACGGAGACGGCGAGUACAACACCAACGCAACAAAGCAAUAGCAGCAGCAAUAGCAACAACGAUGCACCGAUGCCAGACGACAAUGAAUCACAACCAGAGACACCACAACCACAACCCUUGCAACGAUCGGCUAUCAAGAGUCACAGCAUGAUGUUUCCAUACCCACACGCUGUUGUUGUUGCCUUGUUACAGUACAUUUAUACUGACAACCUAUUGACAGCCCAGCAGUAUCAGCCUCAUGUUCUUUCACAGCUCUUGUUGCUUGCCGACAUGUACAAUUUGACACGGCUACGAGAAUUGACAACACAUGCAUUGCAUCAGAUGCUCAACAUGUCAACUGCACCAUUGAUCUUUGAAACAGCAGCAUUAUCUCAUCAAACAAGUCUUCAGAUUCGAGCACUCAAGAUGAUGAUUGCAGCCAAAAAGAUGAUCCAACAACAACAGCAACAACAAAGAUUGACAGCAACAAAUACCAACAAUGGAUUGCCCACUGAUGGACGACAACGAUUACCAUCAUCGGCAGGUCUUGUGAGCAAUAGUGGUGGUGGUGAUUCGCCUACAUCAAUGACUUCGGGUUAUAUGCCAAAUCCAUCUCCACAACGACAACAUUUUUCAUCCAGUGCUUCAUCACCUUAUGGGGAUUCACGUACACCAUCCAUAUAUGAACCAGGCAACCAUAGCCCAUCCAGCAGUAGUGCUGCAUCACCUACCUUAUCCACUUAUCGUGCACGUACACCAUCAUUGACCAAUCGAUCCAAUCCUUUACCACAACAACAACAACAACCACGCUCAUCUCCUUUUGGAACAACUCGAUCCACGGGUUCAUCUACAAGUCCUCCAGGAACACCUCGCCAGUUACCCAUGGGUCUUCCACAGCAUGUCAUGGAUACGGAUGAUCUCAGCGUUUCUUCAGGUGCAACACCCACGUUUCCCUUGGAUCAACCUCCACCUUCAACACCUGCACCCAAAGCAAAAGAAAAAACCAAAAAGAAGAAACCAUUCCUGGAAGCAUUUGGCAGCAAGUUUUCAAUGUCAUUUCAGUAA
Molecule: messenger RNA, 2448 nt
Organism: Lichtheimia ornata
Lineage: Eukaryota; Fungi; Mucoromycota; Mucoromycetes; Mucorales; Lichtheimiaceae
Exons: 1
Coding region: 1-2448 (815 amino acids)
Biological process (GO): cell redox homeostasis
Cellular component (GO): cytosol; mitochondrion
Molecular function (GO): protein binding
Source: RefSeq, a predicted model, not a curated record